Fimicolochytrium jonesii is the source of this 947-nucleotide messenger RNA. RefSeq names its product NADH ubiquinone oxidoreductase subunit NDUFA12-domain-containing protein. The record is from RefSeq and is a predicted model, not a curated record. The transcript has 3 exons. Gene Ontology annotation, cellular component: membrane. Gene Ontology annotation, biological process: mitochondrial respiratory chain complex I assembly; response to oxidative stress. Lineage: Eukaryota; Fungi; Chytridiomycota; Chytridiomycetes; Spizellomycetales; Powellomycetaceae. The coding region runs from base 355 to 762 and encodes 135 amino acids.
CGACGGAGUUGUGUUGGGGAAGUCGAGACGCGUUGGCGUUAGAGACCGGGGCUACUUGAGAACACGCGGCGGCCCCACACUCCUGUCGAGCGAGCGCAAGGAUUCUGCACAACGGCCUUCAACCAAGUCACAGUAGCCUCAUCCUCUCGGCACACAAAACACAAACACCGCAAGAUGGCAACAACAUGGAUGGACGGUACGUUCACAGGAGGCGGGCUUCAGGCUCGGGUUCAGUAUGCUAACCUGUGUCGAAUCGCACUCUGUUCUAUGGCCAAUUUCCAGUCGGGCGUGGCACGCUGCUCGCCCUCCGUAAGAACGGCUUCAAGCGCACGCUGAGGCAAAUUAUGUCCAUGUAUGUCCGGGGCAGGGCCCGUUCACCCUGCACUCGCAAUCCGAACGCUAUUUACGGACUCUCAUGUCUGUUUCCUUCUCUUUAGCGACCAACCGCGCGUGGGAACACAUGCCGGCACAGACGAAUAUGGAAACAACUACUACUACAACCCGAAGGAUAUCGUCCUGCGUGACCGCUGGAUCGAGUAUGGAAGGUGGAACUCGGACCCUUCGCAAAUCCCUCCAGAAUGGCACCAAUGGAUCCACCACAUCACCGACGACAUCCCGACUGCACAAACGGUGCCAAAGCCCUUCUUCACGGGCAAGCACCUCGAGAACUUGACGGGGAGUCGCGGCGCCUAUAAGCCGUACAGCACAACGGUGCCGAAGUUUACGUCGUGGACUCCGGGGACGAAGGAGCGUCAGGGAUAGAGAGCGUCGUAUACCCCGUCUUCAUGGAAUUGGAAAUGAAAGAUGUGUUUCAAUGAGAUUGUUUUGUUGGAGAGGAUUGUGGAAAUGGCGAUUCUGGUUUUUGGGGCAGGUGGGGGAGGGAUUGCUCUCGACGGUCAGCGUUGACUGGGGACAGAUCAUCACGCAGAGUGUUAAUGGCGAAGAGA